AUGGGUCAAAUGGGGCAAAAUGGUCAAAAAUGUAAUAACGACCAAGCGGGUCAUUAUAACAUUAGACCUAAAGAAAAAAAUGGUAACCAAGGUGGUCAAAAAGACUCCCCGAUUGUAGCAGAGGAUGAGAAUGUAUUUGCUGAUCUGAUAGACAGGGAGGACUAUUCAUCUGCUAUUGUUCAUCCUUGGGUUAGAGCUACAAGUGUAAAAAUUGAUUCCUCGCUUUACCAGUUGCUCAAACUUCAGGGCUAUUUUUGGAACUCCACCGAUAAUGAUCCUCAUCAACAUUUGCAGAACUCGGUGGAUGUAUGUGCUCAUCAUAUUCAAAAUAACAUUUCAGAAGAUGCAAUUCAUCUAAGACUCUUCAAAUAUUCUUUAGCUGGAGAUGCAAGAGUGUGGUUUGAAAAGCUUCCCCAGAAUUCUAUACCUUCAUGGGCAGAGGUGAUUUCUCAAGAAGUGGGGAGCAACUAUAUGAAGCUUGGGAGAGAUUUAAAGAAUAUUGUAGAAGUCUUCAAAUCAUGUUUUUCCAGAGAAUAUAUUGAUGGAGAAAUUCUAUACAGGGCUGCAUCCUAUAAAACACAAUCAGUCGCAUACAAUGCAGCUGGUGGGUGUUUCAUGGACAAAACUUACACCCGAAUCUCUAAUAUGCUUGACAGAUUGACUACACACAAUCAGGCAUGGCACUCGGGUAAUGCUGAUAGUCUACUGCAUGGGGAUAUAAUGAUCCACAUUAUGGUGAAAGAGAAUCAUGAGACAAAACAAACGUUGGCUCAGCUUGCAAUAAAUAUUUCUUUGCUGACCAAGAGGUUUGACGAGAAGGAGACUAAGAAGAUUGAAGAUGCUAACUAUGUGAACAACUCUCAAGGGGGUUACCAAAGGCAAAACUACCAAGGGGGUUAUCAGAAUCAAAAUCAAUGGAGACCUAAGCAGGGACAAGGUACUUACAACAACGACCAGGGGAACUACAAUAAUAAUUAUGGUGGCUCGAACCAAGGGAACUAUGACAACACAAUAAUUUUAAAAAUAAGAGUUCCAAUCCAUAUAUUCCACCAAAGGGGCAAUCAAAUGAGCAAGAAGCUUGAGUCACAGAUGCGUGAUAUUUCCAGAGAUCAAGACCCUCCUCAAAAGGGAGGACUUCCUAGUGACACUAUUCCGAAUCCGAAGAAUGGGGGAGGUGCUAAAAAGAAGGUGAUAGAUCUCAAGCCAGUUGUUGAAGAAGAAGAGGUGCAAUCUGAUGCACCAAUUAUUGCUGAAGAGCUUUUCAAAUCUAAACCUCCCUUUCCUCAAAGGUUGGUGAAGAAGACGGAAGAUGCUAAGUUUCAGAUAUUUUAUGAUCAACUAAAGCAGUUGUCAUUGAACUUUCCAUUCUUGGAUGCUGUCAAGGAGAUGCCUGGAUUUUCAAAGUAUUUGAAAGACUUGCUUACUAAGAAGAGGUCUGUGCAACAUGAAACUGUGAGUUUGACUCACACUGUGAGUUCUAUUAUUUUGACAACAACAGUCCAAAAGAAGGGAGAUCCUGGGGCAUUCACCAUUUCUUGUUCUAUCGGGCGUCAUGAUUUUGCUCGUGCUCUCUGUGAUAAUGGGGCUAGUAUAAAUCAAAUGCCACUUGCUAUUUAUAAGCAAUCGGGAUUAGGGAUGCUUAGGCCGAUGACUAUGCGAUUACAGAUGGCUGACAGAUCUAUUAAGAGGCCAGUUGGCGUGGUUGAUGAUGUUCUUGUUCGGGUUGAUGAUUUUCUAUUGCUCGCAGAUUUUGUGAUUCUUGACUGUGUUAUUGAUCGUGAUAUUCUCAUUAUUCUGGGGAGACCUUUCCUUACUAUAGGAAGGGCUCUUAUGGAUUUAGAAAAGAAUGAAAUAAAAUUCUGA
Messenger RNA from Lycium ferocissimum, 1863 nucleotides. RefSeq lists its product as uncharacterized. The transcript has 7 exons. The record is from RefSeq and is a predicted model, not a curated record. The coding region runs from base 1 to 1863 and encodes 620 amino acids. NCBI's taxonomy places the organism in Eukaryota, Viridiplantae, Streptophyta, Magnoliopsida, Solanales, Solanaceae.